AUGGGCUGGCCGUCGCUCCCGCCAGUUGGCCCGAUCAACUCGUUUCUGACAUCGUCUCCUGGUUCACCCAGCCCAAAGGCUGCUAAUGAAGACGAUGAUGACUCGUUGGAGGGUGGAAGUGAUAACGAAGGUGAUAUGAUCCCCGGAACUAGAUCGAAUAUUGCAGUGGAUUCGCCAGUUCCUCAGCCUAGGGCGAGUUCGGAGAACAGGCCUAUUGAAAGUCAGAUGGAGGACGAUGGGUGGUUUGGGAAGGAAAGAGGAGCACAGCUCAAUCAAUCAGCACAGACGAUUAACAUUAGCUCCUCUGCGUUUGUUUCCUUGAUUUCCUAUAAAAUGGCUGAAAUCAUUCUGAUCCCAGUUGCAAAACAAAUUCUUGGCAAAGCAACCGACUUGGCCUCGGAGCAAUUUGGACUUCUGUGGAAUUUCAAGCGCGAGCUCCUGAAACUGAAGGACACCAUCGGCACCAUUCAGGCAGUGCUGCGUGAUGCUGAAGAGAAGCAGUUCCACAGUAACCAAGUCAAGGACUGGCUGGAGAAGCUCUCUGAAGUUAUGUAUGAUGCCGAAGAUCUGCUCGAUGAUCUUGCUACUGAGGCUCGUCGGAAGGUCGUGCUAGCAGCAACAUCAACUGGCAACGAUGAUGGUGGCGGGAGAAGGACGUUAGGUACGACUUGUUGGAGUGUGGUAUGUUUCCUGCUCUCCUCACUCCCCAAACAAUUGGCAUACGAUCUUAAGAUGGCUCAUGGUAUCAAGGCCAUUAGGGAGAAGCUUGACGAUAUAUCAAAAGACAAGGACACCUUGCAUCUGGAAGUUCAUACUACUGAGGAAGAGCCUCUUCCUUCCAGGGAGACUGAUUCCUGCCCCCCCACAAUUGUUGUUGGGAGGGAAGAUGACAAGAAAAAUAUCAUCGAGUUGCUGCUAAAUUCUAAUCGUGAAGCCAAUAUUUCAGUCGUCCCAAUCGUUGGGAUGGGUGGGCUGGGAAAGACUACUCUUGCUCAGCUUGUAUCCGAUGACGAUCGAGUUAAAGGUCACUUUGAUAUCAAAGCUUGGGUCUAUGUUUCACAGAGCUUCGAUGUCAAAGUGAUUCUCGGAAAGAUGCUGCGAUCCAUGAACUGUGGAAGCCAAGCAGGUGUUGAUUUGGAUGUUUUGCAAACUCGCGUUCGAGAAGCAAUCAAAGGCAAGAGGUUUUUAUUUGUAUUAGAUGAUGUGUGGGAAGAGACCGACAGAAGUUGGGAGACUUUAGGAAAAUAUUUGAUGUUUGGUGCUGCUGGAAGCAAAGUGUUGGUGACUACUCGAUCCACAAAAGUGGCGGAGGUUGGUGGAGGAGCUCUGAAGUCGAGAACAAGUACAAUCAUUGUAGUGCCUUAUAACUUGAAAGGCUUGUCAGAAGAAGAGUCUUGGAACUUGUUGGUGGAAAAGGCCUUCCCAAGAAAAGUUCCGCAAGAAUCACAACUGCAAAAAAUUGGUAAGAAAAUAUUGAGGAAGUGUGAUGGAGUUCCUCUAGCUGUGAGCACCAUAGCUGCUGUGUUAGUAGAUUUUAAAGAUCCAAAGUUCGAGUGGCCAUCUUUUCUACAAAAUGGCCUUUCGAGCAUCACAAAAGAAGGAGAAGAUGAUCCUACUAUGUCAGCUCUCAAACUUGGUUUCAAUCAUCUCCCUUCCCAUAUGAAGCAUUGCUUUGCUUAUUGUAAAUUCUUUAGCAAGGGUGAGGAGCUCCGUAUUAAUUUGUUGGUUCAACUUUGGGUAGCACAAGGGUACAUUGAGUCUGAAGAUAAAGUGGCGAAGAGGAGCGGUGGUAUUAGUAAUGACAAGACAGUUGGGGCUGAGUUGGAAGAGCUGAAAGGGUUAAAUGCAUUGUGUGGAGAAUUGGCAAUUAAAAGCCUAGCAAAUGCCGAAUCUCCAAGAACAGUUCGAAAGCCCGUGCUCCGCACGGGAUAUUCAAUUACGUUGUCUUACGGCAGGCUUUCCCCCACCAAUUCCCUCGAUUUUGUUCAUUCCGGCCAGUGCCUUCACUGGCUUUCCCAGGUUCCUCCGGAGCUGAGUGACAAACGGGACCCGCUGAUAAACAAAGGGAAGGUUUUCAUCUCGAGAACGAGCUCGCCUGCUGUAAUAGGCGCUUACAAGUCCCAAUACCGGAAGGACUUCUGCUCAUUCCUCCAGGCGCGUUCAGAAGUAGUGGUUUCAGACGUGGGAGCUGAGAUCGAGAGAGAAGGGUCGUUUGCUGUGGAUCGCCUGGAGACCAUCGUGAUCCCAUGGGAUGGAUGUAAUGGAGGAGAAACGAUGUGUGGCAGCCUGACAGGGCGACCACAGUUAGGAACAGGGAAAAUUCUCAGCCUGACCGGCCAGUGCCUUCACUGGCUUUCCCAGGUUCCUCCGGAGCUGAGUGACAAACGGGACCCGCUGAUAAACAAAGGGAAGGUUUUCAUCUCGAGAACGAGCUCGCCUGCUGUAAUAGGCGCUUACAAGUCCCAAUACCGGAAGGACUUCUGCUCAUUCCUCCAGGCGCGUUCAGAAGUAAGAACAAGCCCGUUAUCUAGAGCUCUAGAGCUCGAAGUUGAAGGUCCUAUUCAGUUCAUGGGACCUGGUGCUGAUGAUGUCAAUCACACCUUACUGUUGGAACUUGGACUUGUUGCUGCUUAAGGCGCGGAAUGAAGUGAUUGCUUCUUCGUCUUCGUUUAUUCCAUUUGCUCCGGUUAUUUUUCGUAAGCAC
Molecule: messenger RNA, 2704 nt
Organism: Linum tenue
Lineage: Eukaryota; Viridiplantae; Streptophyta; Magnoliopsida; Malpighiales; Linaceae
Source: the annotation of a GenBank genome assembly